Molecule: messenger RNA, 2147 nt
Organism: Leptinotarsa decemlineata (Colorado potato beetle)
Lineage: Eukaryota; Metazoa; Arthropoda; Insecta; Coleoptera; Chrysomelidae
Product: alanine--glyoxylate aminotransferase 2, mitochondrial
Biological process (GO): glyoxylate catabolic process
Cellular component (GO): mitochondrion
Molecular function (GO): L-alanine:glyoxylate transaminase activity; pyridoxal phosphate binding
Source: RefSeq, a predicted model, not a curated record
AACCUCGCCCGUUAUUUCCAGACCUAAAAUAGGUACUAUACUUCAAUAGUGUUUAACUUGUAAGUGCAGUCAUCUACAAUGAAAAAAGGGCUUCAAUGUGUGAGAAAGUUUACUACAAAACCUCAACUUCCUGAAUGCGAUUUUACUCCAAAACCCUAUAAGGGUCUUUCUUACGAUGAAAUAACACAAAUUAGGAAGAAAAAUUUGAAUCCAGCUUUGACGACAUACUACAGUAAACCCCUGGCUUUGCAUCAGGGGUAUAAACAAUGGCUGUUUGACAUACAUGGUAGAAGAUACUUGGACAUGUUUGCCGGUGUGUGUACAGUAUCAGUUGGGCAUUGCCAUCCAAGAAUUACUAAAGCAGUAACUGAACAAAUGGAGAUAUUAGGACAUUCAACAAAUAUUUAUUAUCAUACAAAAGUGCACGAAUACGCAAAGAAGUUGGCAGACAGUUUACCUGGAGAUUUGAAGUGCAUUUACUUCGUAAAUAGUGGAUCAGAGGCGAAUGAUCUUGCGCUGUUGAUGGCCAGGUCGUAUACAGGGCGAAGCGAUGUUGUGUCAUUGAAAAAUUGCUACCAUGGAAUGACUUACCAGACAAUGGGAUUGACAUGUAACAAUUAUUAUAAAUAUCCUGUUCCUGGGGCAGCAGGAAUGUUCAAAACUCACAACCCAGACAUAUACAACGGCAUUUGGGGUGGAAACAAAUGCCGUGACAGUCCCAUUCAGACAGACAGACCGUGCUCUUGUUCGGGAGCCUGUGAAGCUGGUUUAAAGUACGUCGAUCAGUUUGUAGAAGAAUUGAAUUUCAACAUUCCUAAAAACGGCCUAGCGGCAUUCUGGGCCGAGUCUAUUCAAGGGGUAGGAGGAGCCGUGCAAUAUCCCAAAAAUUACAUCAAAAGUGUAUAUGAUAUUGUGAAGAAACAUGGUGGUCUAUUUGUUUCAGAUGAGGUUCAAACUGGUUUUGGCAGAACUGGUGACCAUUUCUGGGGUUUUGAGUCUCAUGGAAUCGUCCCUGAUAUAGUUACGAUGGCAAAAGGUAUUGGAAAUGGAUAUCCGCUAGCGGCUGUGGUAACUACUGAAGCUAUCGCAAGUGGUUUAUCUAAAGCUGGACAUUUCAAUACGUAUGGCGGAAAUCCUGUUGCUUGCACCAUAGGGUUGACAGUUCUAGAUAUCAUUCAAGAAGAGCAACUGCAGAAGAACUGUAAAGACGUUGGAACUUAUAUGCUACUAGCUUUAGCCAAGUUGAAAUCUGAGUACUCGAUCAUUGGAGAUGUGCGUGGUAAAGGUUUGAUGAUUGGAGUAGAAUUGGUUCAGGACCGCGAAACAAGGAAACCUCUGAAAGCUUCAGAUUUUAUGAAGAUCUGGGAACACACAAGAGAUCUCGGGCUGAUCAUUGGCAAAGGUGGACUUCAUGGAAAUGUCAUCAGAAUCAAACCUCCAAUGUGUGUUACUAAAGAAGAUGUGGAUUUUACUUUAGAAGUUCUAGCAAGUGCUUUCGAUUCGGUGAAAUGAAGGACUUCUCAUUGUAUUGAUCCAAUAUGAAUAUUUGAAACACAUACUAGGUUAAUAUUAGGAAAGUUCGUCUCUCAAUUGAAAAUUGUUACUUCGAUUUGUUAAAUUUAUUUAGAGUCCAAAUAAUGAAAUUGAAUCUGUAGGAGAGUGGAUGGUAUCUUCUCUUACCAGACACUAUUUUUAGCGCGAUACAAAAACUCAGUCAUUGAUCACCAGAUAAACCAGCGUCUCUUGAAGUAAUGGUAGGGGGAAUUUUCAAAAUGUCAACAAUUUUGUGAACUAUCUUUAUGAUGUCAUUGGAAGAAAAAUUACGUAUUUACAUUAUACUUUGUAAGAAUCUCACAGAUUGAUUUACAAAACCGCCACACGUGUCUCGCUAUAAAUAGCUUCUUUAGUGUUUUCAUACGUAUGUUCAUAUCCUCUGCUCAUAUCUCAACUGAGUUUUGAAUGUUAGGAGAACACAAAAAAGUCUCUUGUAACGGUAAUCACUUCAGAGAGAUACGUUUAGUUUUUAUUAUGAACUCUUCUAACUUUAACCCACUUACAUUUUAAAGAAAAGAGAAGCAACUGGCUUCAUCUAUUGAUUUCAUUGUUAAUAUGACAUAUAAUUACUGAAUAUAGAAUAUAAAUAAGAA